Molecule: messenger RNA, 7036 nt
Organism: Diabrotica virgifera virgifera (western corn rootworm)
Lineage: Eukaryota; Metazoa; Arthropoda; Insecta; Coleoptera; Chrysomelidae
Gene: Tfb1
Product: general transcription factor IIH subunit 1
Exons: 9
Coding region: 111-1772 (553 amino acids)
Biological process (GO): transcription by RNA polymerase II; nucleotide-excision repair; transcription by RNA polymerase I
Cellular component (GO): transcription factor TFIIH holo complex; transcription factor TFIIH core complex
Source: RefSeq, a predicted model, not a curated record
UUCGCAAGGUGGUGUGAGGUUAUGUUUGUUAUUUUCUUUGGUUUCUAAACACUUUAGAUUUUAUAAAUAAAAACUAAAUAUUUUUAUAACUUCACUUAAAUCCUUAAAAGAUGGCCACUUCGAUGGAAGAUGUUUUGUUACAAGUACCUCAAGUUCGAUAUAAAAAGGGCGACGGGUCGCUUUUCUUAAUGGACCAAAGACUUAUUUGGAUGGUCGAAAAUAAAGAUACUGUAGUUGUUUCUCACCCCUACGCGGAUAUAAAAUCUCAAAAAAUCUCCCCUGAAGGAAAAGCCAAAGUUCAGUUACAAGUAGUUCUUCACAAUGGUGUUUCUUCAACAUUUCAUUUCACUAAUAAGUCUGGGAUGCCUGCCCAGUUGGCAGAUAGAGAUAAAAUUAAAGAAAUGUUACAAUCUCUACUACCAAAAUUUAAAAGAAAAGUAGAUAGAGAAUUAGAAGAAAAAAAUAAGUUACUUUCAACUAACCCUGCCUUACUCCAAUUGUACAAAGACUUAGUAAUGACUGAAGUUGUAACUUCUGAGGAAUUUUGGUCUCAGCAUGCACAGCAAUAUACUCAGAAGCAGAAGCAACAACCCCAAGAUAUUGGUGUUUCUGGAGCAUUUUUAGCGGAUAUAAAACCACAGACAGACGGUUGUAAUGGCCUUAAAUAUAACAUUACCCCCGAUAUUAUAGAAUGUAUAUUUAAAACAUAUCCUGCUGUAAAGAAAAAGUAUAUAGACAAUGUCCCUGCCAAACUUAGCGAAUCUCAAUUUUGGACAAAAUUUUUUCAAUCACAUUAUUUUCAUAGAGAUAGGAAAUAUGCAGAAAGCAAAGAUAUUUUUACUGAAUGCGGAAAGUUAGAUGACCAAGAAAUGAAAAAAGAUAUUCAAACCGGAGUUAAAGAUCCACUAAUUAAUAUAACGGAAUUUGAGGACAAAACGAUAGAUGAAGGAUACGGUUUAACUUCUGAAAAACCCGCCAAUAGCACCGGAACAGUAAGUCAAGCAAUGAUCAAAAGGUUUAACCAACACUCUAUAAUGGUACUAAAAUCUUCCAAAAAUGCAGGGAACGAUAAUUUACAACAAAACGGAGCAGACAAGAGUACAAUAAAUGCCAAUGGUGUAAGUGUUAAUGGACAGACGAGUAGUGAUGGUCCAGUAAAUAAGAGGCAGAGGCUGUUAGAAAAAAUUACAUAUGAUGAUUUAGAAGAUACGAAUAAUGAUAGUAAUACAAAGAGUGUUCAAUUAAAUUUAUCAAAAGUCGAAAGAUAUUUACAUGGCCCCAUGCCAGAUUCUUCCACCGAUUAUUUAAAUCCAAACGAAGCUGCUUCAGUAUUAAGGGGAGUUAUCCAAGAAACGAGGCAAUGGGGAGGAAGACAUCCGACGACUUCGCUAGUAACACCUGCAGCUGCUGUCGCAGCUUUAGGGGAACUGUCACCAGGAGGCGCUCUAAUGAGGGGAUUCCAAGAACAGUCAUUAGCUCAAUUGGUACCACCUGAUAUAGAAAAGGAAGUCCGAAAUUUAUACUUGGCUCUUUGUGAACUACUAAAACACUUCUGGAAGUGUUUUCCCCCGACAACUCCGAACACAGAAGCAAAACUAAUCAAAAUGCACGAAGCAUUAAAUAGGUUUCAUACGGCUAAGUUAAAACCCUUCGAAGAUAAGCUGAUCCGGGAAUUAUCUCCUCUAUCACAUCACCUCACCAAACACCUAAACCAAUUGCUGAAUGCAGCAUAUCAAAAAUUCAAUAAUUGGCAAAAGAUCAAAGUGCGUUAGCUACAAAACUGCCCAUAAAGUAGUAUUUUUUAACAAAUUGAAUAUUGCUAUAAACGUUAGAUAAACAAAUAUAAACAUCUUGAGAUCCAAAGUUGUUUGAAAAAAUAAUGUAAGUCGAAUCUUAGUUUUUUAUGGCCAACAAACAGAAGUUUACUAAUGUUUUGUAUUUUUGAUCACAGAAUGGAAAUGUUGACUAUUUUUGGAAAAGUGCCUAAAACCGUGCAUAAGUACGUAAUAUGUAUAGCCCUUUAAAAAUGUUUUAUUUAUAUUUCUUUAAAACUUCACUCUAUAGUCUAUAGUAUAAUUCACUAUUGCCAACUAUUUUAAUUAGAGACGAAAAAUAAUGUAUUAGUUGCUUAUUUAAACCUUCAGAAUGGUAUGGGGCAUUAUCGAAAACUAUAACAGGUGGUUCAUGUAAACUUUGAAGCAGUUUUUCUUUCAACCAUUUCACAAUCAUCUUCAUCUCCGUAUUUAUGUUAUCGUGAUAAUCAGCCGAUUUUGAUUUUGACGAAAAAACAAGAUCUCCACCAAUAAAACUAUGUUCUCCACCCGCAUGCAAUAUAAUAUGUGUCUCUCCCUCAGUAUCGGUGUGUUUUAUUUUUAUACUCUCGUCCUACCAAAUACGUUUUAUUCCAUCUUUAUCAAAAAUCCACGUUUCGUCUAAAUAAAGAAAUGAAUCGUGUUCUUUUUUUAAAAUGAUUAUAGUUUCUUAAAAACUCGCUUCUCUUUUGAACGACACUAGUUGUUUCACACAAGGCGUUUCUAUUGUCUUCCAUUUGAAACCUAAACCCAAACUGUUUAAAAACUCUUCAAAAACUUACCAUGGAAAUUUCGAAUGCAUUUCCGUCUUUUCAUUUUUUAAACACCGUCUGUACAGAAACGUGUUCUUUCGUAUUUCAAACUUACAAGUUACAACUCUGAGGAAGAUUUUUAGUCUUAGAGUGUGGUCUAGGUUUAUAUUGUGUGACCUCUACUUCACUAUUUACACUUUUUCUGUUUUUCAUAACUGACUUGAGUUUUGUCUCAUUAAUACACAAUGCAUCGCACACACGCUUAUGUAUGGAUUGAAUAGGGAACUUGCACAUUUUUUUAUUACAUAAUAAUGUUCAGUUUUGUAUAAAAAUGAGAUUUCCAAAAUUUCACGCUUCAAAAACUCAUAAUAACUUGGAAGUACAAAUUUAAAGUCUUCUUUAUCUUAAAAUAGUUCAAACGACCCGUGACGUCACAGAGUUUGACUAUGUGGUUCAGUUUAUGGUUAUAUUUACGUAUAUUCUUCUUUAGUUUAUUGGCCUCCACCUAAUUGGGUAUUUAGCCAGAUCGUCGUCGGGGAAUAAAGGAAAAAUAUUUAUAUUCUAAUGACAUUUAUCGUAUGUCAUUGUAAUAAUAUAUACCAGUUAGUUGACAUUGGAGUUUGAUACAGUUAUUGAAGGAAAGGAAAGAAGGUUUACUAUUGAAAAUAAAACCAUUUUGUAAAAGUACAAAUUUUCUAUGAAUAGUUCAAAUAAUCAAAAACAUUUGUAACGUCACAUAACUGUAUUUUCUACUGACGUUUAUAAUGUCUAAUUUAAAAUUAUAUAUACAAUUGGUGUAGAAUGUAAACAUACAACCCAGUGACGUCACGACGCGUUUUGGGGUGGCUGGUAUAAGUUGAAUUUUUAGUCGUCUUUAGGGGCAAAACGAAAGACAAACAAAACUUUUUUAUUUUUGAUACAUGUUUUACAUUAUGUUCUGUUGUGAUUUAUACCAUUUUCUUCGAAUUUAAAAUUGUAUGGAAGUUCCCUAUUGUUGACAAAGGACCUCCAUUGACUUUUUCGUAAGAUAAGCGUAAAAAUAACAUAUUACUUAAUAACUGUGGUCGAAACUACAAAGAAUUUGAUUAAAAUUAUAAGAACGAACAAUUCAUUUUGUAUUGUUGGCAAAAAACAAAAUUUGUGUUGUUUAGUUGCGCCACGUUUUGGUAUAUACGACGUUCAGCCAAAUUUAAAUGCAUUUUAAAUUUCCUGCAAGUUAGACAAGAGUCUUUGCCACCUUUAGUGGUUUCUUUUUCUCCACUGCUUUGACUGUUCUUUAAUUACUGAUUCCUUUAAAAAUGUUCGAAUGGCGGUUUAUCAUUGAUAAACGAUUCUGCAAAUUUUGGUCAACAAUGGACAAAUGCAGCACCCAAAUCCAAGAGCCCAGCAGAUGUUACGUACAAACUAUUUUACGCUUAACACCAGCGCCCUCUAUCGCAUCUUUCAAUCAUAAAUUUAGAUUUCCCUGUGUAUGGUUGGUACAGUAUGAAUACCAUUGCAGGUCAUUGUCUACGUCAGAGAUCUAAGUUGACAUUGUUGACAAAUUACAAAAAGGUUACUGAAUGGGCAUGGACAAAUGCAGCACCCAAAUCCAAGAGCCCAGCAGAUGUUACGUACAAACUAUUUUACCCUUAACACUGGCGCCCUCUAGCGCAUCUUUCAAUCAUAAAUCUAGAUUUCCCUGUGUAUGGUUGGUACAGUAUGAAUACCAUUGCAGGUCAUUGUCUACGUCAGAGAUCUAAGUUGACAUUGUUGACAAAUUACAAAAAGGUUACUGAAUUCAUUUUAAAUCAAAUAUAUUACAUAAUUAUUGUAGAAGUGGAUUAUACAUUAAAACAAAUUAAGAUUCAAUGUAAAUACAUAAAUAAAAAAAAUAGAAACAGAAAACAAGAAUUAAGUAAUAAUCUUACGUUAAAGGAAAAGGUGCAAAAUGUCGCCUGUCAAAAUUUUCAAUGUAUUUUAAAUUUAUUAAUUUUUUUCGAAUCCUGAGAAAACUAAUAAGUAUUUUUGAAAAAUUUAAACACAGAAUGAAAGAUUACGUUAUUGCCGAGGGCCUAAAGUCCCUUAGAAUAAAUAAAAAGUUUCUUUUGAAUGAAACAAGAAUUUGCUAUUAAAAAUCACAUUAAAUUUUAUCUAUUAUUGUCACCCCUGUAACUUAUUAAAAUAUACAUUAUAGAAGUUUUCAGGGACUUUCGACCUCAGUAAUAAUGUAAUCUUUCCAUACUGCGUUUAAAUUUUUCAAAAAUAUUUAUGUUUUAUCGGGAUUAAAAAAAAUAAUACAUUUAAAACACAUUGGACAUUUUGACAGGCGACAUUUUGCGCCUAUACACUUAAAGUAAAUACAUAACAAAAACAAUAGAUAUAAUUAAACAAAUACUUAUAGUAAAUAAUAAAAACAAAUCUGAAGUGUCAACAUAGUCCAUGUGGUAAGACCGCUCCCGUCUGAAAAAAUUUCUGAUUCGGUUUCUUUGUGGAUUCCUAUUCAAAAAUGUCCCCUUUAAACAAAUCUAAAGGGUGCCGGGCGGAAUUUUUGGGCAGAAAUUGUUUAAACAAUUUUUUUAAACAAAUACAAAAGAUCACGUUUUUUGCUCUGGAACAUAUUAUAUUUGUAGGUUUUUUUGGUCAUUUUAAACAAGAAAGGUUUCUUGUAAUUUUUCUUAAAAAUUGAUAGUUUUCGAGUUAUACGCGAUUUAAAAUCUGAAAAAUGCGAAAAUACGCAUUUUCGAGGCCUAAAAACUCAUAUCUAAAUUAGUAUUUUUGAGGUUGCCAGAUACUUAAAUUAAAGAUUAAACAUUCAGCUUCAAGAUUCUGAAGAGUGGUUGUGUCUAACCUUAAUUUAUACCAUUGUUUUUUAAUUGUUAAAUAUGCGUGUUUAUCCGAUUUUUUUGCCGGUGCGGUGAGCUCUAUUUCAAAAAUCUCCUAUUUUCUUCCGAAAAAUAUUUUUUGUAGAUUGUUUGGAAUAUUCUAAAUAAAAUAAGUUUCUUGACAUUUUUCUCAAAAAUUAAUAGUUUUAAAGUUAUAAGUGAUUUAAAAUCCGAAAAAUGCCAAAAAACGCAUUUUUGGAUUUUAAAUCGCUUAUAACUUUAAAACUGUUAACUUUUGAGAAACAUGUCAAGAAACUUAUUUUAUUUAGAAUAUUCCAAAGAAACUAGAAAAAAUAUUUUUCGGAGGAAACUAGGAGAUUUUUGAAAUAGAGCUCGCCGCACCGGCAAAAAAAUCGGAUAAACACGUAUAUUUAAUAAUUAAUAAACAACGGUAUAAAUUAAGGUUAGACGCAAUCACUCUUCAGAAUCUUGAAGCUGAAUGUCUAAACUUCAAUUUCAGUAUCUGGCAACCUCAAAAAUACUAACUUAAAUAUGAGUUUUUAGGCCUCGAAAAUGCGUAUUUUCGCAUUUUUCAGAUUUUGAAUCACCUAUAACUCAAAACUAUCAAUUUUUGAGAAAAUUUACAAGAUACCUUUCUUGUUUAGAAUUACACACAAAACUUAAAAAUAUAUAUUCCGGAGCAAAAAAACGUGGUCUUUUCUAUAUGUUUAAAAAAAUUGUUUAAACAAUUUCUGCCCAAAAAUUCCGCCCGGCACCCUUCAGAUUUGUUUAAAGGGGACAUUUUUGAAUAGGAAUCCACAAAGAAACCGAAUCAGAAAUUUUUCCAGACGGGAGCGGUCUCACCACAUGGACUAACAAAGCAAUUGUAAAAUAGGUGUUACCGAUUUAUUUAUGCCAAAAUUUCACCUUUGUGUGGUCACAGUUAAAGUCUGUUCCGGACAAAUGUGCUUCAUACAAACGCUUUAUAAUCCAUUUAUCCAUUUAUACAAAUUUAAUGAAACAAGUUGUGGUAUAUUUCUGAAGUUUACAUUAAUAGACAUUUUCAAAAAUAUGCUCUACGAGGAUAUAAUAAAAUAUGUCUAUUGGCUGUAAUUUCUGUGCACUUGGCUAAACGAUUCUAAAAAGGAACAUACCUACGACUUAAAUAUUUUGUGUAUGUAUCAUGUGACGUCACUUGCUAUGACGUGGAUGACGUGCAACGGUAUUUAUACUCUAUGAACCGUAUAUUAUAUAUUCUUGAUAUUAUCAUUCUGUAUUUCUAUUUAAUUCUGCAUGGUGCCAAGACAACUGAGUGGCUGGUUAGUCUUUUUUGUAGGAUGCAUUUAAAAUACAUAGUGCGUUUUUUCUUUAACUACAACGAUCUAUUCCGUUGGUUGUGAUAUUCUCGACAUAAAAUCAUUCACAAUGCGAAAGAAGAGAAUAAACAGUUUUUAUUAGUCAAAAUUCUUUUUAUCUUCUGUUAGCAAAAACGAAUAAGAAAUAUAGCAAUACUACACAGUUUUGCAGUACCUGUUAGAACCAUUACGUAUAAUUGAGAUUUUCAGUUGGUACUGCAAAAGUGUGCUAUAUUUAUUGUAAAGAUUUUUAAGGUAUUAUUUAUUUUUGUUGUGUAUUGUUAUAAAAUCAAUAAAAAUUGGUAAUAUGUAAA